This is a messenger RNA of Porites evermanni, 7408 nucleotides long. NCBI's taxonomy places the organism in Eukaryota, Metazoa, Cnidaria, Anthozoa, Scleractinia, Poritidae. The record is from the annotation of a GenBank genome assembly.
CUGUUUUUUUUUCCGUUUUCUUUCUUGUUUUUAGCUAUUCCUUGCAAUCUAUCCAACGUCACCAUUAAACACGCCCAAGUGCCACAAGAAGUAAAGAAGCGCUAUCGCACUGGUGAGACGUUUGUGUUGGGUUGUCAGAGUGGUUACAAACCGGUAGGAAAUGGGUCACAAGAAUGUAACGAAGGGAACUGGACAACACAGAAGUUUUACUGUGAAAGUGAGUAUAUUUUCCUUUGAGUUUCCCCCUCUCCCCACUUAUUUGUGUUUUGCUCAAUUUGAGGAGCUAAAAUCCUGGCCUCACCAACACAAGGACUGUUAAGAUAACUCAGAAAAGUGACCCUCGGUAACAUCUAACAUUCUAGUCUUCUCUGACAAUAACAAAGGCCCCAUGCCACAAAAUUUCAUUGAUCUGACUCUUGUGAGAUGUACUAGUAACAUGUAAGCAGCGCUAGGGACUUAAUCUCUAGCAGUGACCACACCUAGGGCGCUUUCUAUUUGUCAGAACUGACCGGCCAGCCCAUUCCCAUCGUAAUGAGAAUUUCACUUUUAAUCAAAACUAACCAUCCCGAUCAGUCAAAUCCUAAAUAUUAUGCACAAAGCAGAUGGUUUUUCAGCAAAACCUCUUGGAAAAAGCCUAUUUCGUUGCAAAAAUAUCUGGUCCGGCCAUAGUCCGGCCGGCCAGUUCUGACUUUUGAAAAGCGCCCCAAGUGUCUGUAUGUCUGUUAUGGGUUGGGUUGUGGGAUUGUGUAGGAAGGCCAAUGAGUGUGGAACUCACUACCGAAAUCACUAAACUUUUUUUCACCUAAAAUAACGAUCUUUUUCAUUUGAAUUUUCAAUAGCUUUUAUUUGGAAAGUAUUUACGUUCAAAUGUUUCCUCACGUCGGCUAUUGAUAGCGCAGGAGAGCUAGAUAACCCUUUCGUCUCCGAGUAAAGUCUACAGAGUAAACAUGGUUUGUUAAUUCCUAUAUUGCAGCGAAACGGUGCAGUUAUUGACGCAACCUUACUCUAUUUCAAUUUAGAAACGUGUUUCCCACCCUGGACUGAGUUGAAAAAGCGUUGUUAUUUGGUGAUAGAUGUGCGUUCGUACAGAUGGAAGGACGCUUUUGCUGCGUGCUCGUCUCUGAACGGUUCGCAGAUGAUAACGAUAUCCUCGGAAGAAGAAAACAUUUUUACCGCUUAUCUUGCCAAGGUAAGUACAAAACAAAUUAAGCUCCAUUCACGCAAUGAAAAACCAACCCGUGUCACAAAAAUCAAUGAAUCUAAGCAUCAAUCAAUCAAUCAAUCAAUUUAUUAACGUCAAUACGUGGGAUGGGGUUACCCCGAUCAUCCGAGCCAGAGGCUCAUGUAUAAAACGCAUGACAGUUCCUUAAAGCCAUUUUCGUCUUAUCAGUGUCUAAACUGAUUAAAACAAAUUCAAGUGUAUUAUUACGAAAGUGUUUGUAACUAAAGUUCACGGCUCUCUUUCAACUUGAGAGGGAUUCUAAGAAGUCUCUUUAGUCUGGAUGAAAGACAAGGUAAUAGGAGUGGCUUCAAGAGAGUCAAUGACUUGUUCUGGGUCUAUUGCUUCUCAACAGUAGGUAGCUGACUUUCCUGAAACACUAGGCGGCAUAUCCCCUGGCUUGUUUGUGAGGAAUAGGUUGACAUGAGAUCGGUUUUAUCGCACUGUGCCAAUCAGAAUCUAUAAUCAUGGACAAAAGUCUUGGGACACUUUUGCGUUUCUGGGGCGUUUGGCAAUUCACACAGGUCCAACCCCUCCCCUCACCCCAGAAAUAAUGUUGGACGCGUGUAUCCAGAAUGUUUUCCGAGUUUCAAUUUAGCAUAGGGUGGGGGGAGGGAGAACUGCAAGAAAAUUUCAAAAAUGAUGCACUGUUUUGAGAGGGAACCGAGAAAUGCCAGAAAAAUAUGCAUAUUGCAUUACUGUACCAAGGACUUUUGUCCAGGAUUGUCUGAAUCCUGGUUUUGGGUAAAAAAAAAAGUCUGUUUUCUUCAUUUUUCCUACGCUUUUUAGGUAUUUUGGAGACAAGUAGGUUAUCACAUGCAAUAAUAAUGACCUUUGAAACUAUUUUCUCAACAUGGCAAGUUUUUACAAGGCAAUUUCCUGAUUAGCCAUAUCGGGCCCCUUAACUGGAGCAGAGUACAGCGGAAGUUGGCCAUGGUCAGGCACGAUGUUUUGAGCAUCGCGCACAGUACUCGGUAGCAAAAACACAGUGUAUUAUCAAUAUUCGCUACAAAUUCAUUAAGGAAAUACGGCUAAGGUAUAUUUCAACCAAAAAUUGCAUUUGAAAUAAUAUGGGUCAAAAAGGCUAUCCCGUAAAGUGAAUACAAGAGUAAACUCAAUUAAUUCAGGAAGGAAAAAUUAUCUUGUUCUUCUUUCUCUCCAUUUCAAAGUGAGUACUAAGAGUAAAGAGCUAAAAUUGCGUUUUCGCUGUAAAUAAAAGCAUCAAAGGAUGUAUUUACAGAUAAAGUUUCUCUCACCAUCCCGCAACGUAAUUUUUGUUAGCAAAUAAACACAUGGAAAUAUUAGCAACACUUUCAAACAAAAAAUGAUCCGACACAAUUCUCUAGAAGUCAGCGAAAAACUUUUUUGCCCCAACCUGGGCGUAUUAUGAAACAACCGCUUUUUUUUUACAUCACAGUUGCAUUCAUAGCUCCUGUCGUAUUUUUUUGUUGUACAAAUAACAGGGACGGCUAUUCACAUCACUUAAUUUUUUUUUUUCACGGCCGUUCUAUCUUUUGGAAGACGUUGUUUUUUUCUCUACCAAGCCUACUGGAUUUUUUGACAUUCGUACUCAUAUUGAGUACUGGCGACUGUGAUGUUGACAUCUCUGAGCAAAUUAUUACCAGGUAAAUGACCUCGUGCUUUCGCGUCGUAUAUCCACGACUCUAGCUCUUUGGCCUGCCGAAAUUCUUACUGUGUACAUCAUAAUGUUAGUAACUCGUUGCUUCCCUUAACCGUUUUCGGACAUGAGUCUUGUUUAAAGUUAUGUUAUCCUUAGGAAUAAAGCACGCGCUGUGAGAUUCCACAAUUUCUGGUGUAUAUAUCGUUUCUAGCGAAUUCUUAAAACACGUUCAGAAAACUCCGAAAAGCUGGGAAAAGCUUUGUUCGAUUACGAUCUUUCAUCAGAAUCCCGAAAAACACUCUUACAGGCUUGACAAACUCUCAAAACUGCCUCUUUUUCUUCCCCCCUUUUUUCCAGACAAUCAUGGGCAAAAGUCUUGGGACACUUUUGCGUUUCUGGGGCGUUUGCCAAUUCACACCGGUCUAACCCCUCCCCUCACCCCAGAAAUAAUGUUGGACGCGUGUAUCCAGAAUUUUUUCCGAGUUUCAACUUUGUAUAGGGUGGGGGGGAGAGAGAACUGCAAGAAAAUUUCGAAAAUGAUGCACUCGUGUUUUAAGAGGGAACCGAGAAAUGACAGAAAAGUAUGCAUAUUGCAGUACGGUCUCAAGGAAUUUUGUCCAGAAUUGUCCUGGCUUGUUUGUAGGGACUAGGUUGACAUGAGAUCGGUUUUACCUCACUGUGCCAAUCAGGAUCUAGAUGCAUCUGAUUUUUCCAGUUAUUGUAUCAUUGGUUCCCAUAUCUUUGAUAUUUGGCGCAGAAGUAUCAGGUUGAAAUGCUUUCAAGGGAACAGCAUUUUGUCGUUGAUUGAUGCCCACCGUUCUUCUUUUCCUUCCUUUCUGCAUCCCUUUCGCUUAGCUCUUCCAUAUCUGGCCAACUUGGAUUAAGAACAGUGAGAAAGGCCGAGAUGGUAUUUCUCACUUUCCUUUCCGUUAUAUUAGUGGCUCUGAUGGUGAAUAUCCACAACCCAAAGAGUAGAUCUGUUAGCCAACAGUCCCUUUGAUGGAUAUUUUUCUUUCUUUAGCAGUAACUAAGUGGAAACUGCAGCGCCCUGUACUUCACCUUUCAACUAUGUCAACAACUACUUGUCGUCUGCCUGAGACCCCAGUCUUUUGCGAAACGAGUGAAUUCGGCUGAUGCAUACUGUGGGCGAUUGUCACUUCUUCCUUCUUCAGGGAUUCUUUACCUUGUAAAGGUUGCUUUCAGGCCUCUUAUGACUUUAUGAGAUUUGGUGUUUCUUCGCAUGGCAGCUUCUUCCAUGUGGCGUUAUAAAUAGUCCACUAUACUGUCAGAUAACUCAGGUUAUCGAGCUCAAAGAGGCCCCAGCGAAUCGUCUGUCAAGGACGAUCAGAAAAAGGUAUUGGCUUGAGCUCAGACUCGGCUCGCUGCUGUUGGUAAUUCGCACAUAAAUUGCAAUUUUCUACCAUGACAUGGAGUUCACCGCUGAGACUAAGCCAUCAAACACAAGUCUUCGCACGUUUCCUUCACUUGACUAUUCCCUGCUGCCCGUCUUGUAUCCUAUGCAAACCCCUCGGCUUCAUGGCUGCGAAACGCGAGGCCCUAUCAGGGGUUAUCGGGAUACGGGAUAUUUGGGUAAAAAAUUAUAGGGAUAAGGGAUAUUUGGGCGGAAAAUUAAAGGGAUAUGGGAUAUUUAAAAAAAGAUUCUGGGAUAUCGAAGAUCGAAGUUCUCAUUUUUUAAAAGAAUGAAAUGAGUUUAUUGGUCAAUAGAAGGCGCAGAUUAAAUAGCGAAAAAAAUACUUUCAAAUGCGAUUUUUUUUACAUUUUGCCAUCAAAUAUUGUCAAUAUAUUGACAAUAGCUGCCAAUAUCGGCUGUUGUCCGAGAACAACUCUCCCCCUCCCUCACGGCUUUUUCCAUUUCGCGACCUCACGCUGGGCUCGUGCGAUAGUUUUUUAUCAUUUGUGGUCAUUUUGAUCAUGCCUGCCUUGAAAGGUCUGCACGAAGUCACUGCGUGUAUUUACAAAGGAGAGGAAACACCCGUAAUGAAAUGGUCAUUCCUGACCAAAGUUGAAAAUAAGGACCUCAGGUCAUUUCUUCAGGCCUUAAGUGCCUUCGGACUAGAUUAACGGGCGAAAGAAGCAUGGAUGCCCACGAUCCGCAAUACAAACAACAACGGGAGAGCCGUGCGACAACGGAACGCCGAGGAACCAAAUCAACGAAACAGCGAGGAUUGAAAUGCACCUAUCACAACUGGUGAAAACCUUCCUAUAACAGCAGAGCAUAAUGCUUUAUAAGGUGACUCAUUGCUUUGAAGUCACCUCAGCCUUUAGCAAUUCUUUACAGAAUGUUACAUAAGAGCAUACCAUCGAUAAACAAGAUGUUUUAUUUUCACUUUAUUUCUAUUUGAAAUACGAAACGCCCCAGGAAAAUGUGUUUUUCGUUAUCAGGUACCCAAGCAUAUCCCACCAAUGACGUCAUCAUGGUAACUGGCAUUAUAGGGAUACGAACCACAAGAAUGAACGGAAUACGGGACACGGGAUAUUUUGGCCAAAAAUUAAUGGGAUACGGGAUACUUAGACCCCCCCCCCCCCCCCCCCCUGCUCGGUAGAGCUCUUGAUAAAUAAAAAGUUCAUAAGUGCACUUUAAGGUGAAAUUUGGGUGGCCAGCCUUCCAGACAGUAAUUCGAUCUGGCACUUUCUCUAAUCUGUAAUCAUGUCCCUGGGGGGACUCCCGAGUGAAAGGGACGGGGGUGCUAGUCGGAAAUUUUGAAUUAAACCCCUAAAGGAGACCAAUCUGGGCUUGGCCCAACCUGUUAUUGACCCCUGAAAGAGACCAUUUUAAACUUUGAUUACAUGAAUCGAGUAAAUAAAACGAAUUGAAAAAAAAAAUAUAUUUCUUUGAGUGCAACCCUAAAAGAACAGUUUUGCGUUUUGCUCAGAACACCCUAAGUGAGACCAAAAUCCGUCUUUUACAACCCAAAGAGAGACGACGAGCAUCUCCUGGCCUUCCCUUUCAUAUGGGAGUCCCCCCCCCCCGGAAUCAUGUUGCUCUAUGGUUGGGGCAUGACAUCAUCAAUGUUUCCGAUUCAACUCCUUCAAAUCCCUUGAGGAUUUCACUCAUGCACUUCCUAAAGCUUCCCUGCACCUGAGCUAAUUCCAUAGGACAGCACGUUAAAGUAGUACCGACCCGUAGGUGUGAUGUCAGUGCUGUGAGUAGUUUUGAGCUUUCAGACAGUUUUACUGCCAAAAUUCAGAGUUUGAACCAUCAAGCUCUGUGAAGUGCUUUGCACCCGGUGAGCUUUACCCAUAAUGUCAUACUUUGAAAGGUCACUACCCAAGGGGCGCACCAAUAAUUUAGGUAGUCCCCUAGCGAUAUCAUUCCGCUCUUUAACAUCCUUUUAGUUUCAUCCUCGGUUUCUUAAAACGGUAGAAUAGGGAGCCAGUGCAAAUGGUUUGGCGUCAUCGCUUAGCUUGAUGGUGUGCUCGUCCUAUCUCGUUUCAAGUCCUUUAAACACUUUUGUUUUUGUUGUUGUUGUUGUUUUUUUUAUCAUCCUUCGUUACUUCAUAACAACCUUGAUAUAACGUUUAACUUGGACGCAACGCUGCAGUAACUUUCUACGACACAAACAGUACAGUUUUCGUUACAGACCAAGGUUGUAAGUAAGGGUAAUAAGCACUUUUCAGUAGGAUGCGUGUGAACAUCAAGGUAAAAGAUAUGUUACGUCUGCAGUGAAUGUCGCGGCUGAAGACUUCUAGGAUCUUGUCCGCAAUAAUUUUUUCGAUCCACAGUGACUUAAUUAUAGGGUUGCUUUUCUAUUGCCCAUCUUUUCAAGUGAUGAAAAAACGCUACAAACAAUUGCCCUUUUUUCUUGUUUUUUGACUGGAAAAUCCCUGCUAAAUUUAGGUUGAAUAAAUCUCCUGAUACAUCGUGAAAUCAUUUUUUGUAUAACAACAAAUCAGAACUUCUUUGAACAUUUUCGUUUAUUUACACAACAAAAGUUACAGUUACAAUAGUUGCAUUAAAAGAGAGUACAAACAUGAAGAUCCUGGGAAACCGGAACACGAUUUUUUUAUAGCGCUACUCGGAUGUCUCUUUCCACUUUUGCACGAAGGCCACAUGGUCAAAAAUAAACAACUUCAAGGAGGAAAAAUCAAACCCAUAGUAGGGUUUAGAUUCCUACCCCUUUCGCUGAGCAAAGGUAACGAAUGCUCUGGGGGGCGAGAUUUUGUUCAAUUCUCUAGCAUGCUAACAGUGCGCACGACUACCUGUAAGACACUUGAAUAAGGGGUUAAAGUUCCAUAUCAUAACAAAUGUAAUAAUUAACUUAUAGGCUCAUCUCAAAAAGAAAAACAUUACUCAGGUACAGCUGUGGCUUGGACUAAGAAAAGAAAACGCCCGGAGUCCUUUUCAGUGGGUGGAUGGUCGAUGCUUAAAUGGAAGCUACACCAACUGGUCACCAGGGGAACCGAACAACGCUCAAGGCCGCGAGUUGUGCACUGAGAUGCUGGUAUCAGGAAAUUUUGGGUUACAUAAGUGGAAUGACGUAAGAUGUGACACCUCUGGGUAUAAGUCGAUUACCAUUUGCGAGAAACCCUUGCGAGUUGGUGAAUGA